AACAGAUACUGAAUGUCCAAGUCCAGGAGAAACAUCAUCCUCAUCACCAUCCAGUUUUUCUGAAAAUGAAAGUUCAGAUAAUAAUAUCUCGUCGGGUUCUGAUUAUGAGGAAUCACCACCUUCAUCACCAUCAAUUUUAUAUGACAACAAAAGUUCAGAAAAUGAUAUUUCGUCGGUUUCGGAUUAUGAAGAAACAUCAAAGGAAUCUAAACGAACAUGA
Messenger RNA from Funneliformis geosporum, 220 nucleotides. NCBI's taxonomy places the organism in Eukaryota, Fungi, Glomeromycota, Glomeromycetes, Glomerales, Glomeraceae. The record is from the annotation of a GenBank genome assembly.